CAGCAGUAGCAGCAGGUGAACCGCUUUUGUGUUAAGAAAACAGCGACAAAGCGCUAAACAAACAGGAGUUUGCAGUGCAGAAGAUAACUGUUUACAGUAUCACAGAACAAUUGUUUAACCACGGGAGAUGUCGCUGAACGGCACAGCUGCGGGCCUGGACGUGGGUCCGCUGAGGUUCGAAUGGCUGGACCACGCGGUCUUCCUGCUGAUGCUGGUCGUCUCCGGGGCGGUGGGCGUUUACUACGGCUUCUUCCGGCGGGAACAGACCACCUCCAAGGCCGACUACCUGCACGGCGGCAAGCGGAUGGGCGUCCUGCCCAUUGCCAUCUCCCAGAUUGCCAGCCACACGUCCGGCCUAACGCUGGUGGGCGUGCCCUCGGAGGUGUACCUGUACGGCAGCCUGCUGGGAUGGUCGUGGAUCUCGGCGCUGCUCACCGCCGUCGCCAUCCACUACAUCUACCUGCCGGUCUUCUUCGGACUGCAGGUCACGUCUGCCUAUGAGUAUUUGGAGCGCCGAUAUAACAAGACAUUGCGGGUAAUAGCAUCUGGCAUCUAUGCUUUCAACAUGGUACUUCAUAUACCGUUCUUCAUCUACGUGCCGGCUUUAGUCUUCAACCAAGUUUCUGGUAUCGGUGUGCACGUGAUCUCACCUAUAGUAUGCGCUGUGUGUAUCUUCUACACUAUGUUGGGCGGCCUCAAGGCGGUGGUGUGGACGGACGUCCUCCAGAGCGUGGUGGCACUCGGAGCGUGCCUGGGCGUCAUGGGGCUCGGACUCUACACCGCUGGAGGGCCGCUCAACGUCUGGAGGAUCGCAGACCAGGGCGGCCGCGUCGACCUCUUCGAGAUGACGCUGAAUCCGUUCGUGCGCACUUCCUUCUGGACGGUAACCCUCGGCGUGACUGCCACUUGGAUGGCUGGACGCGCCAUCAACCAGGACAUGGUCCAGAGGUUCAUCGCUCUACCAGACUUGGCCGCCGCCAAAAGGUCCCUGAUGGGUUUCACAAUUGGUAUCAUUAUCACCAACAUUAUCAGCAUCUCGACUGGUCUCUUGGUUUAUUCCUUGUACUACGACUGCGACCCCUUAAUGAGCAAGGCGAUCCAGCGGCCAGACCAGCUGCUGCCGCACUACGUGAUGCAGGUGGCCUCCCACGUCCCCAUGCUGCCGGGCCUCUACGUGGCCGGAGUCUUCAGCGCUGCUCUCAGCUCCAUGUCAAGCGCAAUGAACGCGCUGGCAGGAACCAUCUACGAGGACUUUGUGCAGCCGCGGCUGACGGAGAAGACCACGGAGCGGACUGUGAACCUCAUCAUGAAGGCCAUCGUGCUCGUCGUGGGGAUCAUCGCCUGCGUCCUCGUCCUCCUGGUGGAGCGGCUUGGCACAGUCUUAGAGCUAGCAUACAGCACUUCUGGAAUUGCGAACAGUGCUCUGCUUGGUACAUUCACUUUGGGUAUGGUGUGUCCGUGGGCUAACUGGAAGGGCGCUGUGAUCGGGUCUGCGGCUGGGAUGCUGCUGGUGAUGGUGAUGAUGGUGGGCGCGCAGCACGCCUUCACCACUGGGCUGAUGAAAUACCCGCGGCUGCCCGUCUCCGUGGAGGGCUGCUCCGCCAACGUCACGGCCGUCAUCGCCUCGGCCGCUGCCGCCACCACUCCCAGGCCAGAAGCCACAGGCUCGGUUCCAGCGCUGUUCCGCGUGUCCUACAUGUACUACACGCUGCUGGGCACUCUGGUGGUGAUGCUGGUGGGUGCCGCCGCCAGCUUCGCAACAGGUGCCACGUCGCCCACCAGCCUGGACCCGGCGCUGCUGGCGCCACAGCUACGCUGGCUCGCCGACAAGGGGCGGCAACGGCGGCAGGGCGGCAGCCGACUCUCUGCUGGCGGUGGGCACGAGGACAGAGGCAGGAGUGGGGACGACAGAGAAGAAGAGGGCGCCACAGAGCUGCUGGUCUGUGAGAAAGGAGCCGAGGCCGGAGGACAGCCUGACAAGUAG
Messenger RNA from Schistocerca piceifrons (Central American locust), 1984 nucleotides. Its product is annotated as sodium-coupled monocarboxylate transporter 1-like. The transcript is spliced from 13 exons. NCBI's taxonomy places the organism in Eukaryota, Metazoa, Arthropoda, Insecta, Orthoptera, Acrididae. The record is from RefSeq and is a predicted model, not a curated record. Gene Ontology annotation, molecular function: symporter activity. Gene Ontology annotation, cellular component: membrane. Gene Ontology annotation, biological process: transmembrane transport; sodium ion transport. Bases 128 to 1984 code for a protein of 618 amino acids.